This is a messenger RNA of Porites evermanni, 10268 nucleotides long. The record is from the annotation of a GenBank genome assembly. NCBI's taxonomy places the organism in Eukaryota, Metazoa, Cnidaria, Anthozoa, Scleractinia, Poritidae.
CUUCACUCAGUACGAAAAAAGAGUUCGAAAGAAUUGCUUCUUGCGACUUCAGCGUUUCUUGGUAAGUAAAUCUUAUGUUUUCCUGUUGCCAACAACCUCUCAUCUUUUUCACAGACAUAUGGGUACCUUUGGACAUAAGGGGCGAUAAAUUACCUCUCUUAAAAAUUAUUUAUAUCCCUAUUAGUUGGCUGUCCUAACAUUGUUACACACCCACUUGAAUUGCAUUGCAUGGAUGAAAGACAAAGUUAGACAUUUAAUAACAGAGGCGUCAUAGCCAGUCCAUAGACCUGUAGGCCCGGGCCUACUCUUUUUUGGUUUGAUCACCCAACCACUUGUAAUAAAUUAUCCGUUUUGGGGGUUAACUAAACAGCUUAAGAGCUCAAAGUGUUGGUGAGGUCAGUGUGCACUAGUCAUGCGUGCAAUUUUCAGGAUAUGUGGAAAUGAAAGACAGCCAGCUGGCCUACAACUAGUCGUAAAGUUGGCUACCGCGCUGAAUAACACCAACAACGGUGCCAUGUGUUUUGAAACCUUUGUACUUAAGUUCAGUCUCCGCAAUGGCGUUGUUCAAAAAUGACAAUCGUCCCCUCGAAAUUGUUCACAGUAACUGUAGAUACAUAACGACACUUAGUAUGUUGGUGUUGACGAGGCUGUUCAGUCCACUCUGCCCUGCGACUAUGAACAACGUCUACAGUAUAGUCGUAUUUUACCAAUCUCAAAGCGCAAAAUAUGAUUUGAACGCUAAAAAGUUUAAAAAGCAGAAUUUAUCAUAAAUCAAAUACUCCAAAUCAAAGUCUUAUUUUAUUCAUAAAAGAAAAUAAUAAUUCCGAUCAAUGUGCGGUUCUGUGUUAAUUAUUCAGUGACCCUGGUUCCAAUGUAAGCCUUGUUACUUCUUAAGUUUUCGAAAAAAUAUAGGUUUAGGCCUUUUAAGGGUCUCGUAGGAGUCUUUGCCAUCAAUCGCUGGCUUAAGAAUGAACUAAUAUCUGAUAUGGGGAGUUCAUCAGGAAAGAUCUUACAUUAUACCAGUUUUCAGAAAAGAAAAGUAGCAUCAAUAUUUUUCAAGUUUCACGACAUACUGAAAUCAGCUAUAGUUCAUCAAAACUUCCUCUCACACGUCAAACUACGUCUUUAAAAAGAAAAUGGUCAGAUCAUACAGUUUGACAAAUAUCCAACGCAAAAAAGUAAAAUAUCUGACCUUCCACUAUUGUAUUCAAAUCAUUUGGAGCGUUGGAAGAAUAAAUUUCACAGACUAGAAUUUUGCAAGGCUACGGAGUAUUUCAGGUGCAUAUUUAACACUUCGAUAAUUCUUUUCCUGAUAAGAAAAUAAAAUUAUCAGUAACAUCCAAUUGAUAAUUUUCACCACUUUCUUUAAUUUUCCAAGUUCUCAAAUAUUUGUAUUAUCUGGAUUUAUUCAGCAGGCGCCUAUCAAGCUUUAUAAUGAGCUUUUACUGUCGUAAAACCUGAUUUGAAUAUUGAAGAUCAUAACAGCUGCAAAAAGUCGUUCGCUCCAGAGAUCUAUCAGCUGAGCGCAUCCACCAGGCAACUUUCGUGUGAGCUAGGCACCAGCUUACUUGUGAUUUCAACCGAACUCUUGCGCUGCGCGCUCGCCGAUUUUGAAAUCACGCGUAUGAUUUCACACCAAAUUGCACCCCUCUCAGUUCAAUUAACAUUAUUUACGUUAAGGUCAUUACAUUGUCAUUAAGCCUCUGUUAUAAGUUAAAUUAUAUGCAAAGAGAAAUUAGAUCUGAUAUUCUUUAUAGACUUCUCGGUUACAAAGUUUAUUGCUUUGAUUAGGGGGGAUGAGAACUGAAUAUGGGUUUGUAUCGAUUAAUCCUUAAUUUUACGAGGAACAAUGUGAUAUUUUGUUGUUAUCACCAAGAGGAAAAAAUCACUUAACAAGAUCGGCUAUGAGGAGGAGACAUGACUUCCCAACAACCUUCAACAUUCAAAAUGUCUCGCUUUUUUUUGUUCAAAGAAAUUGAUCGUUCAUGUUGUACGUUUCCUCUCGGAGCGAUUUUCAAUAAAUCUAAACACAAACUGAUUGUGUUUAACAUGAACCACAGUUUUCUUUCUUCUCUUGGCAAUAUCUGGAAACGGAUAAUACCCAAGAAAGGAAUUCUUUACUGGUGAGAAAGAAAAGAAAACAGCUAUUUUGAAACAAAACUUGAAUGAACCGAAGCGGAAAUGGAGUUUGUGAGCACUGACGACGUUAGUAGUGGUGUCUGAUGAGAAUUAGCAGCUUUGGGGGUAGCAAAAGGGCAGCAAAAUUUAAUAAAUAGCUAAUGUGUAAAAUGCGCGGGAAACUUGUUUAAUUUAUGCUAACCAUGUUUAGGCAAGUACUAGUAAUGGCGUCACAGCACCAUCAGGUCCAUUUGACAGUUUAGCAAGCCCAUAAGAAACGGCUUAUGUCUUCUAUUUAGUGCUAAAAAUUGGAUAUAUAUAAAGAAAACACACACACAUACAGAAAGUGGAGCUCAAAAGUCUUUAUCUCAAUUUUGUCUGACUAUCACAAAACCGUUCUCUCCUUUCUAUCUCGAAGAGACCACUAACUAUUGAAGUCUCAGUGUUUCACGAGCCCUAAGUCAGUUAAUUAUGCGAGUUAACAGGCCCACAUUUGCAUACAAAUUAGUUCAGCUCAGUAAUAACCCCAUAAAAACACAAAAAAACAAUUAAUAACUUGACAAGGAUCAAUUGAAACACGCAACUAAUCAAUAAACAUUCCCAAUAAAACCAGACACGUUUCUUAAGACACAAGAAAUCAACUUUAUGACCCUUUAUUAAAAAGAUUGCAAAAAAAAUUAGAUUAAAUAUUUUAUUAAAAUAGUCAAAAAAGGGAAGCUAUCGUUUUUUUUACACUGCGCACAAUGUUUUACUUACCCUCCUCCCUUUCAUUUUUAUUUUCCUCCUCAUCCAUAAUUUUUCUUAUUUUCCUUCCUCACUUUUUUUUCCCUCCUCCACAAUUUUAUUAUUUCCUCUUACUCCACCACCACAUUUACUCUAUAUAUUUUUCCAUCCACAAAAAAAUCGACCUUAUAUCGACCCUACAACGACCCUAGACUCAACUUUGUUUUUCAACACAGCUGCGUGAAUAGUGAAACUAUAUACAACCACCACCACAUUUCUACUGUUUUCUCUCCACCACCGCCACCACCACAUUUCUAUUGUUUACCUCUACCACCACCACCACCACAUUUUUAUUGUUUCCCUCCACCACUACCACCACAUUUCCAUUGUUUCUCUCCACCUCCACCACCACAUUUCUGUUGUUUUUACUCCUCAUAUUGUUUUGUUAUUUAGAAGGUCACAGGUCAGACACAGACUAAUAAAGGCAACCUCAGGCCAAAUAGGCCAAACUCAAAUAACAAAACAAUAGAAGAGAACAAUAGAAAUGUGGUGGUGGAGGAGGGAAACAAUAGAAAUGUGGUGGUGGUGGUAGAGUAGAAACAAUAGAAAUGUGGUGGUGGAGAGAAAACAAUAGAAAUGUGAUGGUGGUUGUAUAUAAUUUCACUAUUUUAAUUGCCAACGAGGCAACCGAGCUAAGAAGCCAGGUUGCCUCGGCGGCAGAAUUAUAACGCCGCGCAAUAUGGGCAAAAACUCUCAAAUUCUGCGUAACCCUCUAAAAUUUGCAUUUUUGACCAUAUUUGGGUGUAAGUAAGACCCCAUAUUUGGGUAGUGACGCCAUGGUCUUAUAUUUACAACUCGUGGUCCGAAAUUGGGAGAUUCAGUGUGCAGCUGUUCCUUGUCUGUUCAAGAGGACCCAACAGGUGAGCAAGAGUUAAUACAAUUUCUAGUUUGAAAGGGCAACAGGUGCAUUGAUUUGGUUUAUAAAUUGCCUUUAAAGCAGCAGCUGAUCAAGGAAUAGGGUUUUAGGCUCAAAUGUUUGUCAGAACCAACUUGUUCUUUGCAGCUCGACUUACACUGAGGUAGCGUGUUCGCUUCUCGACUCAGAACCAAGGUUUCAGUGUUCUCUUUUCCUUUUUGAUUUGAAUUUUUAAGCAGUAGUUGAUCAAGGCAUAAAGUUAUAUUCGCAAAACUUUUAUCAGAACAUGCGUGGUCUUUGCAGGUCGACUUACAUUAAGCCAGUCCUCACCUCCAGUGAAUACAACGUAUUUGCAGACAUUUGUUUUUUUGGAAUUUAUUUAUGUCUUUCGGGAGAUUUUGUCAACCAGCAUGCUUUUUGCAGCUCCAUUUACAUUGAGACAGCCCUAAACUCCCGUGAGGAAUGCAUCGAAUUUGCAGACCUUUUGUUUUGAAGACUAUCAUUAUGCCUUUCGAGAGACUCUUUGUCCCGUGACAUUGGCUCAUUAGGUCUUUGUAUUUUAUUUAAGUUUAUCAGAUUUUUAUACCUCUGAUACAUUCCGCUCCAUUCUUGCGCUUUUGACACAUUUUACUUUACACCAAUUUUUUCCUAUGUAUAUUACCGCGCGAAAUAUUUUUCUUAUCCCUGAUGACACUGUUGCUCGAAAUUUAAUUAUUAUUUUUUUAAAUUCAGCAGUCAAAGGCCUCGUUUGAACUAUAUUUUUCUUUCUAACGUUUAUAGUUUUGAUACAAUGGAAUUUUCCAUGAAAUAGUAGUGCUAACUUGUUCAUAUUUACCAACAAAGCUUCAAGCCCUGUUGUUAUUGUUUAAUAAAAGUGAAGCCUAGAAUGUACCAAAGUUAUUGUUUCAAAGUUGGGUGCCAUAAAGCGGAAUCCAUUUUAAACCUCUAAAAUUAUGAAAGAAAUCGCAAAGAUCUCAAUAGGCACGUUCCACAAAAGAUAAACGAAUUCGCCUCGUUGACACUUGCCGGAAGGUACCCCUAGUAGAAUAUUUAAUCUAUUAAUUUUUUUGCAAUCAUUUUUUAAUAAAGGGUCAUAAAGUUGAUUUCUUGUGUCUAAGAAACGUGUGUGGUUUUCUUUUAAUUGUUUUUUUGUGUUUUUAUGAGGUUAUUACUGAGCUGAACUAAUUUGCAUGCAAAUGUGGGCUUGUUAAGGUGGCUCGAUACAGUUUUUCAAGGCCAAUACCUCCCAAGUUUGAGCAUAAACUACGUCGCCAUAAACAAAGUUUUGGAAAAAUUGCCCCCACAGUUGUAUUAGAUAAAGAUGAAAAUCUUUUAUGAUCAGGGUUGCAAUGACAUCGGAGUUGUCAUAGCAACGAAAUGACGCUAUUAUCUAUUUUACUUACAGAAGUAUUUCUCGGCACUGAGAACUGUUCUUCCAAAAUUAUUCACGGGAGCUUUUUCCUCCGAUAGCCGCCUCGAUGUUCGUGAAGUUUAAGCGAAAUCUGUAAGAGCGUUAUCGAGAUAUUUUGGGAUCAAGAUUUUGUGGUUAGAAAUACGGUAAAAAAUGGAUAAUCUUGAUGUUCGGCUGUUAUCUGUAGAAAAUGAAGCGCUUUUGACAUGCAAUUUCAUCUGAUAGUAGUUUCAAUCUUUUUAAAAACGUAUGUGAAAGACCGUGGAGAUAGCUCCAGCCGAUUGCUAGAAAGAAGGAUUUGAUUAGUAUGUAUCGAGGCGCUUUUGUUAGCGGUUUUUGAACAUGUUGGUCUACUUUAACAAAUUAGCGAAUAAUUUUUAAACCGCUCGAAAGAUUUUUUUAAAAAAAUAAGAUUCAAUUUUUCCAAAACUUUGUUUAUGGCGACGUAGUUUAUGCUCAAACUUGGGAGGUAUUGGCCCUGAAAAACUGUAUCGAGCCACCUUAACUCGCAUAAUUAACUGAGUAAGGGCGCGUAAAACGCUGAGACUUCAGUAGUUAGUUCUAGUGGUUUCCUUGAGAUAGAAAGGAGAGAACGGUUUUGUAAUAGUCAGAAAAAAUUGAGAUAAAGAGUUUUGAGCUCCACUUUGGGUAUGUAGCUGGUAUGUGUGCUUGUUUUCUUUAUAUAUAUCCAAUUUUUAGCGAUAAAUAGAAGACAUUAGCCGUUCCUAAUGGGCUUGCUAAACUGUCAAGUGGACCUGAUGGUGUUGUGACGUCAUUAUUAGUACUUGCCUAAACAUGGUUAGCACAAAUCAAACAAGUUUCCCGCGUAUUUUACACAUGAGCUAUUUAUUAAAUUUUGUCCAAAAAACUGCUAAUUCUCUUCAGACGCCACCACUGAGGUUGAAAAACGUCAUUUAUGGCAAUCAAAAGGCCUGGCUCCUUCGGAAGCGAAAAACAGAUUUCCCCGACAGAACGUCCAAUUUAAUUUUUUGAGUAAUAAGAAACUAGAGGGGUCAAAGUUGUGAAAGGAGCCGAACUCUGCAAACUUUCAAGUGAAACAUAUGACGGAUACCUGAGGUGGGUCUUCCUAAAACCCUGUUUCCAUAUGAUCGCCACGAUCGCUGCGGUCGCUGAAAAAAUAGUUUCAGUGAUCGUUGCGAUUGAUAUGACCGCUGCGAUAGCUACUAUCCCUGGAGAGUAGUUUCCAUAUGAUCACUACGAUAGCUUAAGUUUUUUUUCAGCAAUCGAAGCAAUCGUAUGGAAAUCGGGCUUAAGCGUUAUUUGUCCGUUAUUUGUUCUUCAAAAAAAUAGUCGUUCAAAACAAUUUUGAUAAAAUGAGUCUGGGAUCCAACUGGUUAGCCGUAACUUCAACUUUAACCUUGGUCAGCAGUGCGUGUUCCGUUCUGACAGAUGUCUGAUUGACUUUAAAAAGAAAGUCAUGUAUAUUACAAGGAAAAUGCCGGCUGGCUUAUUUCGACACUAACCCUAGACCUGGUGAGUGUAAAAUUUCCCAUUGCCUUCUCUGUGGUGUGAACAAAGGGACAGGGACGCUUUCUUCACCCAAUACCUAAUCUCCUUUUCAAAGUCCGCUUUGCUGUUUCAACACGCAUGCGAAAUUAACUGUUCUCAUAUUCUCUUUCUCUCUCCUUAAUUACAGAGCCACUAACAAGAACGCACUGGCUGGAAUCAUGUUUCUCUCGACAGUGUUCACUUUGUUUUGCCUCAUGGCGUCAGUUCCAUCACGUUGUGUAAGUGAAUCUAACGAUCAACUUUUCUCAGGCCGAACACCUUUACAUCGAACGCGAGAGAAUUACCGCAAGGCGCCAUGAGGGGACCCCUCGAGUAUCUGCCUACCAGCCGGAGAGUCGCUUCUUAUUCUUAAUUACUUUUAUCUUACAUUUACUUAUUUUCAUUCUUAUUUACUGGUUCGUUACUUAUUUUACUCUUAUCCGUUCUACCCGUUUCUCUUCAUGAGUCACUGAUUGACUCACUCAUUUUUACUUAAUUAUUUCUAUCCAUGACGAACUCAUUUCAAAUCCAAUCUUACACAUUUUUACUCGGUUUUAGGUGUAGUUUAUUUCAAGCCAUGUAAGGAAAACCAAAAUGAAAUUAAGAGAUGCGAGAAAAAAUAAAGUUAAAAAGCCAAUCUUGUCAACGCACCUGGAUAUUGAGGAUAUUUUUCUCUGCAUAUUCCAGUAAAUAUCUGUAAUUUAUUUUAUUGUAAUUACAAAUUACUGUAGAAUCAAGAUCUCUCGAACCCUCGGUUUUUCGAACCUCCUGUCAGAUCAGCGCUAACUUCCCUUUCCUACUCAAGCUCUAUAAUUAAUUCCCUCUCCGAUUUUUUUCGAACCUUCCAGGGAAAGGAAAGCAUAAGCUCGAAUCGAUCAUCGGAAAGAGAUGUAAAAAUUAGAGAUAAAAUGACAGAGUAAGAGGAGGAGUCAGUUUUAGAUCAGCAAAUCGGGAUUUUUAUGCAUGUCCACUCAGUAAAAAUUGUUGCCGUGGAUGCUCAAAAAAGCAAAACAAAUUUACUUUUCUAGUAUCCGGCAAAUAUAGAUCUCAUUUUUGUACAUUGGAGUUGCUCAGUGCAAAACAGAGGAAAUAACCUGGUUAUUCACGACUUCAAAUUCUUAUCCUUGUUUAUUUGUAAUAGCCAAUUGAUUCGCCAUGAGUUAGCUGGGAUUCUUAGCUUGUCUCCAAUGUUUGAAAUUUCCUUAACAGGGAGAGGAAAAUUAAAUAUUCAUUUAUUCAUUUAUUAAUAUCUAUUAUUUAUUUUGUACUAACAUUGAUCCUUUAACAGCAGAACGUUGUGCCAUCAGCUCACAUCGAGGGCGGGGAUCCAAGACCUGUGUACUAUCCUGAAGACACAGGUAGCUUACAUACGAAACCUCUUUAAAAGUAACCAAACCCUACCUUCCGCAGAAGAAACUAAAAAAAUCCAACUUAACGAAAUAAUUAAUGUCAAAAACAGAAGAAAUAUAGCUGCCUGGCCUGUUCGACAUACAUCCAGCAAUUACGUAAAUUUUACACGCGUUAAUAAAAUAGAGGCAAUGUAUGGAAGAUCACAUGUAAUCGUAAAAGUUGCCUGAACUCGCUCAACUUUUACCUUUACGCGUGGCCUCUCACACGUUGCCUCUGUUUCAUUUAAGCGCGUAAAUUUUACGUGCGUUCGCCCGGAAAAAUUAUGCGACAGUGAAAAUCAACCCUAAGGAAGUCAACAUGUACGCGAGAUCACGCUAAAGCUACCAAGACUAACCGUUACUUACUCUAACAUUCUGGGGGAAACGAGCCAGCGCAUGGCUUUCGUAGAAGGGUUUAAAUUAAUAAUGGUAAUCGAACUGAGUGGAGUAUAUUAAUUUUGCCUCACAUUAUAAGUCAAUGGUUUUAAAAUCAUCAAUGAGCGAGCUUCGAGCGCACGGCGCGAGUUUGAUUUGAAAUCACAAGUAGAGGACUGCUGACAAUUGCACGAUACAAAGUUCAAUAAACACUUCAUUUGCAUUGCACCUCGUGACUCUGUUCGUAAUUUAGGGGUUCAGUUUGAUAGCAUAUUUAGUUUUGAGGAGCACAUUAAGAACAUUUGUAAAUCAUCAUUCUAUCAUUUGAGAAAUAUUGCUAAAAUCCGCAAGUACUUAAGCCAAGAUACAUGUGAAAUCUUAGUCCAUGCAUUUAUUAGUUCGAAACUUGAUCACUGUAAUUCCUUAUUACAUGGCCUUCCUAAGUAUCUGUUAGCUAGACUACAGGCAGUUCAGAAUGCUGCAGCUCGUGUUGUCACACUGACACCGAAGCAUGUUCAUAUAACUCCUAUUUUAAUUAAUCUUCAUUGGUUACCAGUUGAGUUUAGAAUAACUUUUAAAGUCCUUUUAUUGGUAUACAAGGCCCUUCAUGGCCUUGCACCUUCUUAUAUUUCUGACCUUUUGAAUUUUAAAACAUACUCUAGGUCAUUGCGUUCUUCAUGUAAAGAAUAUUUAGUGGUUCCAAGAAGCAGAUUGAAAACAUAUGGAGACAGAGCUUUCUCUAUUGCAGGACCUAAAUUGUGGAACGAUUUACCUCUAGAGAUUAGGAAAUGUGCUUCAGUGGCAACUUUUAAGCAAUCCCUUAAAACUUUUUUUAUUUAAGUUAGCAUAUAGGUUAUGAGAUUCCUUUUGUUUUAAGAUGUUUUUGAUUUAUAUAGUAGAUAACUUAGGUGAUAUUUGAAUUAUAUUGUAUAUUGUAGAUAUUUUAUAAUUUAGAUUUUUUUUUAUAUUCUUUUUUGUAAUUAGGUAGCGCUUUGGACAAUUAUUGGAUUUUAGCGCUAUAUAAAUAAAAUUAUUAUUAUUAUUAUUAUUGUUAUUAUUAUUAUUAUUAACGCCAUUUUAAAUUCUCAUAAUUUAGUUGCAGUGCAAAAUAUUUUAUUGAUUUAGUUAUCGGUUUUGUUGAAAAUUAGAAUAGGAACGCUUUUACACCUGUCAUUUUUAAAUGCGAAACAAAAAUAAUGCGCAUAGAGCACAAAUGAUGCGAUCUAGAACCACUUUAUCACUUACUGAUAGAAGGUAGAAGGAAUCAAAACAAUUUUUUUUUAAUUUAUCUCCUCUUUUUUAGCCAUUAGUGCGUGGGACCUAAGCCAUGCCAACAGCCACAUUGCCGGUGGAUUUGAGUUCGGCGGCUCUCAGUUAAUUGUACCUGUUAGCGGCCGGUAUUAUGUUUAUACUCAGUUGUACUUCAAUUCUGAGCCCAUGGCUACCAGAAAUCGUGUGGGUGUAUUCACUGGCCAGAGACUUCUGCUAAUGAUCCACAAGCCCAUGCAACCCAGCACUGAGGAAACAGCCUCGGCAGGAGGAAUUUUCAAGCUAAAUCAAGGGGAAAGAGUGUUUGUGAAACCUUUCAAGGGCUAUGGUUCCGUGAAACUAUGGGUCGGGCCUAAUCACACAUAUUUUGGCAUGUAUAAAGUCGACUGAUCACAUUAAUUUUCAGAUAAGGCGUUAUAAUAUGUAUCAGUAAGAUCAUAACUUACGAAAAGUAAUAACCUAGACGAGAGAACAACAGUAUAUGAAAUCUUUACGUAAUAUACAAUUAUCUGACAAUGUAUACAGACGUUGCCAAGUUGAGAAAAUUAAAGGUACGCCG